AUGAGAAUACUCGGAGAGACGGGGUUGCUGCCUAUGGCCGAGUAUGGAAUAGACAGCCCGGGACGUGACCAUCUGGGAGACAGAACUCGUUGGGUUGUGAACCGUGGAAACGGCGAUCCAACGGGAUGUGACUGUCUGGGAGAUGGAACUCGGGCCGUGGCCAAGAGGGUCGAGCUCGCGGGACGGGCUGACCUGGACUGUGAUGUGUUCUUCGUCCGGGACGGCCUAUCCAGCAAACCUCGGCAAAUUGUGACGCUCACCGGCUUUGUCUAUGUGUUUAGAUCGAGUCGGGGGUGUUACAAAUGGUGGUAUCAGAGCAUGGUUCAUGAUCAUGCUUCAUGGGACUCAGUUUUCAAAGCAUUUUCUCGAGUCAAAAUGAGUCGCAAAGGCAAUUAG
Molecule: messenger RNA, 396 nt
Organism: Microthlaspi erraticum
Lineage: Eukaryota; Viridiplantae; Streptophyta; Magnoliopsida; Brassicales; Brassicaceae
Source: the annotation of a GenBank genome assembly